Molecule: messenger RNA, 4798 nt
Organism: Xenopus tropicalis (tropical clawed frog)
Lineage: Eukaryota; Metazoa; Chordata; Amphibia; Anura; Pipidae
Gene: gas2l3
Product: growth arrest specific 2 like 3
Exons: 9
Coding region: 192-2237 (681 amino acids)
Cellular component (GO): cytoskeleton
Molecular function (GO): microtubule binding
Source: RefSeq, a predicted model, not a curated record
GAGGAAGCAGGCAAGGCGGGGCAGGCGGUUUGUCCGAACUGAACGGAGUAGUAGGGGGGAUUCAGUCUCUAAUCAGCAAACAGAGGCGAUGAUCUGGAAGUGAUUUUAAGUAGUCUUGUAUGUGACGUUGCUAGAAUCUCCGACUCUGCCCUUCUGCUCAAAUAAAAGGAACAUUUUCUCUUCAGUAAAACAUGCAUCAGCCAGUUCAGGUCUGGUUUGGAGAUGAUACGCCUUUAAGUCCAAGGAACCCUUUGACCCCUAGGCAUGGACCAGGCCUUGCUGAUGUUUACCAGUAUGAUCAGUGGCUGGCAGUGCGCCAUGAAGCCACUUUGGUGCCUAUGCAGGAAGAUCUGUCUAUCUGGCUUACUGGCCUUUUAGGAGUCAAAGUAAGUGGUGACAAGUUUAUGGAAGAGUUGGAUAAUGGCUUCUUGCUCUGUCAGCUGAUCUCUGUCAUCCAAAGUACAAUGAAACAGUGUUGCACAGCAGAAGAACUAAGGUGUGUUCCCAUGAGAAAAGUCCCAUGUAGGAGAGACGCCCCUUCCGGGUCCUUCUUUGCUCGUGACAAUACAGCCAACUUUCUGCGCUGGUGUAGGGGCAUUGGAGUUGACGAGACCUACCUCUUUGAGUCUGAAGGCUUAGUUUUGCAUAAAGAUCCCCGGCAGGUUUGCCUGUGUCUUCUUGAUGUUGGUCGGAUUGUAUCCAGGUAUGGAGUGGAGCCACCCGUGCUGGUAAAGCUGGAGAAAGAGAUUGAGUUAGAAGAAACUCUGAUCAUUGAAUCAGGACCAUUGGUGCCUACAAAUAUUCAGAAGUCAUGCUGUCACCGUGAGGAGCUCCAUGAAGCGGUAAAACACAUAGCAGAAGAUCCUCCAUGUAACUGUUCCCAUCGGUUCUCUAUUGAGUACUUAUCUGAAGGUCGCUAUCGUCUGGGUGAUAAAAUUCUUUUUAUAAGGAUGUUACAUGGAAAACACGUUAUGGUUCGUGUUGGUGGCGGCUGGGAUACUCUCCAAGGAUUUCUACUGAAAUAUGAUCCCUGUCGAGUAUUACAGUUUACAACUUUAGAACAAAAGAUUCUACAGUUUCAAAAAGGAGGUCAAAAUGAAAAUAUGCCUUUGCAACCUGCUAGGACUCCUCAACCACCAGUAAUGAAUCCUUUGUCUGCAGUCAGUGCUUCUCAACCAACACAUUCAAAAGCACACACACCAGUUUCAUUAGCUAAUGUUGGGAGUAACUCAUCACCAGCUUUGACCCCCAGAAGCGGAGUGCGCCCCAAAGUGCAGACUGUGCCAAGAAAGGGGUCACCUCUGUUUAUAGAACCUCAAAAGAAGGUUGCAAAGAAAUCAAAUUCUCCACCUCAAACAAGAGCAUCUCCACUUACCAGCAAAGCCCCCAAAAAUAUUUCUGCGACAAACACUUGUGUGUCUAGUGGGUCGAAACCAGGAGCUACACUUUGUAACCAGGUGGAAAAAGGAAAAGUUUCAGCUCGAGCAACCAAAGCAAUUGAGAAAACUCCAGUUUCUCAACAUUCUUCACCAAACUUGCUGCACGCUAGUGCUUCACACAGGAACUUAAAGUCACCCAAGACGUCUCCAUGUGCAUCCUCCUGCCAAAACAAACUGCUAAAAACAAUUGCUGGUUCUCAGCUACAAACAAAGCCUUUAAAAGAAACACUGGGUUCACAUAGACCAGCUGCUACCACUAAAGCUCCUGUUUCUGCACACGGAUCUGCAAAUACCAAAAGAGCUAAAGACACAUCUGGUCAGCGACCAAAUAUUAAAAUGUCUAAAGAUGAUGUUAAAACCAGGAAAGUGGAAGAACCUAGUAAAAAUAACCUAUUAGAUCGGAAACCAUUUGUAGUGUCCUCAAGAGCAAACACUAACAAACCACCAGUUACUGUACAGAAUGCUACUAAAAGCAUGCCCACAGGUGUUGCCCAUGGCAAGACUGUUACAAAAAGCAAUCCCAAAGCAGUUCCAAAAAAUGAAAUAAAAAAGACAGUUACUGAUAAAAACACUAUUUCUGGACGUACACCUUUAUCUGUUGUAAGGGUUCCGCAAUCGGCUGCCAAAACCCAUCCUGCACCAAGGACCAGCCCUUCAGCCAAAAUUCAGCCUUCACCUAAUGCAGCUUUGAUGGCUAAAGUGACGUAUCGCAAGGGUGUCCUCGAUGUCAGGAAAGAUAAGCUUCAAAAACCCAAAGUGGGUGAACAGUUAAUGGCUUCAAAAGGUGGGGAAAAGUAAUUGUGCUGCUAGAAACAAGCCAAGUGAAUGCACAUAUAUUACCCUCACCUUUUGGAAACAUGGACCCCUUUUUGACUACAUUAUCCAUAGUGUCUCUUUUCCGCUCUGCUGAUAUGCAAAUCAAUUCUGAGUAGGUGGUCAUGGGGGGAAUGAAACUUUAGUAAGGGUACAGUGUUUUAUCUCUGCUUCUGGCUGCAUGAGCCGUACAAGCACUAUAUAUUUUGUGUAUAUUUUUUAUCAAGUAAUGGAUGUACAUUAUUUUUUAUUUUGGCAAGGUAUGCUGAAUUUGUUUACAUUCAAAAGCUGUAAAUAUACAUUUAGAUUAUUUAAGUACUGCUUUAUGCUUCUGGCAUGCUAAGCAGGCAUUUUUAGCUUCUUCUGGUUUUAUUUUGAGACUUGCUGCAGUAGUGAGCGAUUCACCUAUAUACUGGAAUGCUAUGUUUAAGGGCACCAGAUGCCCUAGAGGUUCCAAAUAUUUGAAGCCUUGUUUAGAGGCACAUUCACGAGCACAUUUUGCAAUUACCAUAUUUGUAAAAUUGUAAAUUUCUUUCAUGAAUGUGGAAAAGUAAAAUUGUUUGUGCUUCAAUUUUGGAACUGAUGUUACAUGUCCAGCUGACAAGACACAACACUUCCAACCACACAAUAUAGGUGUUUUGCUAAAGUUCAGUAUAGAGGUCCCCAUACUAUGGGGCUGGUUCCCCUAGGGGGGCCCAGAGGGUGGGGGGCUCAGACUGAAUGUGAGUUGGGUGGAUUUUAGGGAGAAUGUCUAUUUGCUCUUUUAGAUACAGUUGAAAGCCCAGCUUUAAACUGAGUGGCUGAAUGUCUAAUGCACAAAUGUUCUGUUAUAUCGCUAACUGUGUUAUUACCUAAGGGGUGCCCUGACCAAAAAUGUAAACUGCCAAAGGGGGCUUGUUGUAUCUUAGUGUGAUUAUCUAGAAAGGAUAAGGGUUUCUUAACACUAAUUAAUAUCUAAUAACACUAGCAUGUGCUUACUUUUGAUUAAUGUGGGAAGUCAUAAAACUAGAGUGAAUGAUAACCCUUAGAAACCAAUCGGGGUUUUGCUUUUGUUGGUCUAACUGCAGUGACCAGCUAACAGCUGAUUGCUGUUUGGUUGAUAAAACUGGUGAAACUACACGAGUCUUGUGAAUUCCUUCAGUGUUGUUGAUGAUGUGCUGUAUGUAAUUCAGUAGAAAGGGACUUAUACAGGCUUGCCUGUAAUGCAUUUGGAGUCCUCUGUGUAUUCCGAUGACUUUUAGUGACAUCUGGAGUGUAUAAUAGUCCCACAACUGUUUUACUGUUAUGUAUAAAAUGAAUAACAGGUUUCCGCAAGCUCAGCUCCAGCAUACAAACAAGUCUGAUAUCUUAGCUAUUUCCCCUAGGGGUGUUCUGCAGAUUUCCACCCUGUUUGCCCUACUGCACUGGGGGAAAACUUCCAAACACUUAUAAAAUACAGAAAAACUAGAAAAGCAAUAAUGUAGGUGUUUCAUAUCACAUUAGAGAGAUUUUGUUUUUCACUGUACUAGGAGUACUUUUAAUCACAGUCUUAGACUUUUCAGAUUUUUUAUUUCACUUUUUUUAGUUCGGGAACAUUUGUGAACCACGGCUUGCAGGAAGAGGGUUUUUUGGGGUGCUAAGCUUCUCAGCUUCCCCUUCCCUUUAGUUGCAGCUUGGAAAGAAGGAGGGAGCAUGAAACUAGAAUUGCCACUUUAUCUAAAACACCUAUUAAAUACAUAUCAUAUUCGGCUAAUCAGCAGUUCAUUUGGAUCUGUGCAGUUUGCAGCACGGAUAUAAAUUAAAGGGGAUGUCUACACAGUUUGCUAAACUACAAAUCAUAGUAUACAACAACAUUUCAUCAGCGGUAUAAGCUUGCUGGGAGCUGUGGUCCACCGACAUUAGGGUUGUAUACUCAAUGCAAUAUUGUACAACAAAACUUUUCCCCAGUCCCCCAGGGCCUAUGGCCCAAUUAAAAAUACAAAGCAAUUCUCCGAUGAGAAUUCCACUUUAUUUGUGCAAAUCUGUAACUUAGUCCUCUAUGUUAGAAAAUUAGGGAGUGCAGAGGGCCAGUUUUAUAGAUGGUAUACAACCUCUUUAAUUGUUAAUCAGCCAUUUAGGAAAUAUAUAUAUAUAUAAAUAUGUUCAAUUUUAAAGGAGUGAGGUGGCAACCCUAAGCUGCUACCCACUGAUCUGGCAAUAUUUCGGCUUUGGAGUGGAUUUUGACAUAUUUAAGAUUGGUUAGUUGGCCCUGGCUUUUUGGUUUUCUAGUGUUUUAGGUACUGCUAAAACAGAUAUUGGGCCUCAUACCUGUAUCUAAAAAUCAAGCAAGCUUUUAAAUGCAUUGAAACUUUUCACUCAAAAAGGCAAUCUUGCCAGCAAAAAUAUAAUGUAUCAUGAGAAAUUUAGUGUCUGUUUUAUGACAGAAUGUUAUGUGUUUGUAAAUGUACCAAACUGGUAAUCUGUCCUUUCCAAUCAUUUGGUCGUCAUGGGAGUGUAAAUAUUACUAGAAGUGCACUUUGCUACAAAAAGGUGAAUAUUAAGCUAAUAAAUUUGUUUUUGGAUUCUAA